AACUUCGGGCGGAAGAGGCUCCCUGGGCGGACCGGAAAAGGCGGCCCCGGAGAGAGGUGCUGUCGGCUGAGCCUCGUGGAGGCGGAGAUUGCCUCAUCUGUGGUAUCAGACGUCAUAGCAUGGGGCUCACCAAGCAGUACCUGCGUUAUGUGCCAAGUGCAGUCUUUGGCCUUAUUGGCAGUCAAAAGGGUAACAUUGUUUUUGUGACACUUCGUGGAGAGAAGGGACGCUAUGUGGCAGUGCCAGCCUGUGAACAUGUUUUCAUCUGGGACUUAAGGAAAGGCGAGAAGAUCCUCAUCCUUCAGGGACUUAAACAGGAAGUCACUUGCUUGUGCCCUUCCCCAGAUGGGCUGCAUUUAGCUGUGGGCUACGAGGAUGGCUCCAUCCGAAUCUUUAGUCUCCUCAGCGGGGAAGGGAACGUGACCUUCAAUGGACACAGAGCCGCUGUCACUACUCUGAAGUAUGAUCAGCUAGGAGGGAGACUGGCUUCUGGGUCCAAGGAUACAGAUGUUAUUGUGUGGGAUGUGAUCAAUGAGAGUGGCCUGUACCGCCUAAAGGGACACAAGGAUGCCGUCACACAAGCUCUGUUCCUACGAGAAAAGAAUCUGCUAGUUACCAGUGGGAAAGAUACCAUGGUGAAAUGGUGGGACCUUGAUAACCAGCACUGCUUCAAAACAAUGGUUGGCCACCGAACUGAGGUGUGGGGAUUGGUUCUGGUAUCGGAAGAAAAGCGGCUAAUCACUGGCGCUGCAGACAGUGAGCUGAGAGCUUGGGACUUAGCCUAUCUGCAGGAGCAGAUUGAGGACCCAGAAGAGCCUAAUCCCAAGAAAAUCAGAGAAUCUUCUCCGGGAAAGCAAGAGAGACUUGAAGCCAAGGAUGGAGACUCCGAGAUGGAUGGAGAGCCCGAGACAGAUGAAACUCCAGAGGAUCGUAUUCUUUCAUGCAAGAAAGCUGGCUCCAUUAUGCGGCAAGGAAGGGACAGAGUUGUCAGCCUUGCAGUCGACAAGACCGGUAGGAUUCUUGCUUGCCAUGGAACCGACUCUGUGCUAGAAGUGUUCUGUGUACUUUCCAAAGAAGAAGUUCAGAAGAAAAUGGACAAGAAGCUGAAGAAAGCUAAGAAGAAAGCAAAAUUAAAUUCUUCCCAAGGGGAGGAAGAGGAAGAGGACCUUGAAGUCAAUGUUGAAAUGACUCUUCAAGAUGAAAUCCAGCGCGUGACUAAUAUCAAAGCUUCUUCCAAAAUCAAGUCCUUCGACUUCAUUCACUCUCCUCAAGGAGAGUUAAAGGUGGUCUUCCUGCUCCAGAACAACCUGGUUGAGCUGUAUACCCUGAACACAUCCCUGGCGGCCCCUCAGCCUUCCAGGACCAGCAGGGUGUUCGUCGGGGGCCACCGCAGCGACGUGCGCACUCUGUCGUUCAGCUCUGAUAACAUCGCUGUGCUGUCUGCGGCAGCCGAGUCUGUUAAGAUCUGGAACAGGUCUACACUGCAGUGCAUUCGCACAAUGACCUGCGAAUAUGCUCUUUGCUCCUUCUUUGUUCCCGGUGAUAGGCAGGUGGUCAUAGGGACCAAGACAGGGAAGCUGCAGCUUUAUGACUUGGCCUCAGGAGAUCUGCUGGAGACCAUAGAUGCCCACCAUGGGGCUUUGUGGGCCAUGUCCCUCUCUCCAGAUCAGCGUGGCUUUGUGACAGGUGGGGCAGAUAAGUCUGUCAAGUUUUGGGACUUUGAGUUGGUGAAAGAUGAAAACAGUAGCCAAAAGAGACUUUCAGUGAAACAGACUCGAACCUUACAGCUAGACGAAGAUGUUCUGUGUGUCAGUUAUUCUCCUAAUCAGAAGCUGCUGGCUGUGUCUUUGUUGGACUGUACUGUGAAGAUAUUCUAUGUUGACACGUUAAAGUUUUUCCUCUCACUGUAUGGACACAAACUGCCAGUCAUCUGUAUGGACAUCUCUUAUGAUGGGGCAUUAAUAGCUACUGGCUCUGCUGAUAGGAAUGUGAAAAUCUGGGGUUUGGACUUUGGGGACUGCCACAAGUCCCUCUUUGCCCAUGAUGACAGUGUCAUGUACCUGCGGUUUGUACCAAAGUCUCACCUCUUUUUCACUGCUGGGAAAGACCAUAAGAUUAAGCAGUGGGAUGCAGACAAAUUUGAACACAUACAAACGCUAGAGGGGCACCACCAGGAAGUCUGGUGCCUGGCCGUGAGUCCCAGUGGAGACUACAUUGUCUCAUCGUCUCAUGACAAGUCUCUGAGACUUUGGGAGAGAACAAGGGAACCUCUGAUUCUAGAGGAGGAAAGAGAAAUGCAAAGGGAAGCAGAAUAUGAGGAGGGUGUGGCCAAAGAAGACCAACCAGCAGUUCCAGGUGAGACUGAAGGUGGCAGUUACUUUACCGGAAAGAAAACUAUUGAGACAGUGAAAGCGGCUGAGAGGAUCAUGGAAGCCAUCGAGCUGUACCGAGAAGAAACUGCAAAAAUGAAAGAACACAGAGCCAUUUGUAAAGCUGCAGGGAAAGAGGUUCCUCUUCCUGUCAACCCCAUCCUGAGGGCAUAUGGCAACAUCUCACCUUCAGCUUAUGUACUGGAGAUUUUUAAAGGAAUCAAGUCAAGUGAACUGGAAGAGUCUCUGCUUGUGCUGCCUUUCUCUUACGUCCCUGACAUCCUGAAGCUCCUCAAUGAAUUCAUCCAGCUCGGCUCAGACAUCGAACUUCUUUGUCGCUGUCUCUUCUUUCUCCUCAGGAUUCACUUUGGACAGAUUACUAGCAACCAAAUGCUUGUGCCUGUGAUAGAGAAACUGAAGGAAACAACUAUUUCAAAAGUGAGACAAGUUCAGGAUGUAAUUGGCUUCAAUAUGGCUGGUCUUGAUUAUCUCAGGAGGGAGUGUGAGGCAAAGAGUGAAGUUAUGUUCUUUGCCGAAGCUACAAGCCAGUUGGAAGAGAAGAAGAGGAAGAGGAAAAACAGGAGGAAGAUGAUUUUAACAUUGACUUAGAACUGAAAGUGUACCAUUUUCUACUUUCCAUGUAAAGAAACUCUAAGCCGACCUGCAAGGACUGGCCGUCAUCUUAACAGCAGCAAAUAACAGAAGUCCGUGUUACAGAAGGGCUCUCCAUGCAGCUCCUGGGCGGCUGUGGUCCGGCUCCAUUUCUUGGGCUUAGGAGCAUGAUUAGAUUAAAAACAAAACAAAAAAAAACCCUUCCUGUGCUCUUGAGGGUGAUCCCAGCAGAAGUUUUUCUUUUUACAUGCUAGCAGGGAGCAAAGAAUCUUUUUUAAAUUAGGUAGUUAGAUUACUAGAGUUCAGAGUAACAUUUCAAAAGUUUAUUUAUUUUUGUGGCACAUGAGGUAUACUUUGUUAUUUUCCAUUGCUUUACUUCAGAGGCAAUCAGGUACUUGACUUUACUGUACAUGUAGUGUCAUGGAUUUUUGAGGAUAAAAGAAGAGGAAAAUCUAUCUAGAGCAACUUAUACAAACCUGUUGUGUUUCCUCAUUGCUGUUUAUACUUUCCCAAAUAAAAUAGUUGUUUACAGAGAAUAGUGAGGCAAAGUUCUCUCAGUAAUACAGUGGUGUCUAGGUGACUGGUAUACUUUGUGUGGCAUCUGUCUACAUGAUAGGAAUUUUGAAAGGUAGGAAUGUUCUAGAAAAAGGUUGGGAGAAACACCUCUGAACAAUGGACUUUCGAGGCAGGAGAUUUUUAAAUUUCUAAUUUGGACUAUUUGUUACAGGUCUGUUCAUAGUUUCUGCAUCUUUCAGAUGGUUCUCUUAUCUUUCUAUGAAUCUACUUCAUCCAAGUUUCUGAGUUAGGUUGCCAGCAUUUCCUCUGGCUCAGAGAUGCUAGUUUUGUAUGUGGCUUGGAUGGAGGCUUGUGUCCCAAAUCCCAGACCUGUAAGUCAUGACACAAUUACUGGAGUGAGGUAGGGGGUGUGGUGGUGGUACCGUUGGGCAUUGUAACGAUAAAGAAUGAGUUUUGGCGGUUCCCAAGAUAGCUCUGGAAAGGCGAGGGUGGACAGACAGCGGAUAGCCUGAUGGUCUCCGGUGAUGUCCGGGGAAUCAGUCUUCAGUUUUGGCACGAAUCCCUGCCAUCAUGAAUUACUUAAAUAUCUUGAAAUUCAUGAUGCAAAGAGAGAUUAAAUCCAUAUCCUGUUUGUACUUGUUGGAUUUAUGCCUCAGAGCAUUAGAUGAAUAAUUCCCCAUUAAUAUUUUCUAGUUCUUUUGUGGUGGAAUUGGGGCUCCCUGCCCCCGCCCUCCCUCAGCCUUUGCAGUUGAGGCUAGGAGUGUAGCACGUCAGCCUGUAGGAGGCCAGAGAAACCAGCCCUGUCUGACAACUUGCAGCUUUAGCCUCAUCCUGCUUUAAGGUACCUGGCUUGUGGUACGUCAUUAGGACAGCAGGGAAAAACAUAGGACACAUUGCUGUUGUCUCUCACGGACACAAGGUAGGUUCUCCAGGGACUCUGAUUCUCUGACAGCACUAUUGUAAGGAGGAGAAAACAGACAGAUAACAGAGCAAGGAGAGAGAAUUCAGCUAAGUCCCAUCUGGCCACAUCCUAAAGAGAUUUGGUGAGAUUGUCUAAUUUCACUCUUCAUUGGGGGAAAAUAGUUUUGAUGAAGGAUGUUAUUAAGAUCAGGAUGGUGGGCUCAUUAUUUGUUUCAGAGAAUUACGCUUUCCCCAGUUUGAAUUUAUUUAUUUUUUUGUCGGUCAUGGGGUUUGAACUCUGGGCCUGAGUGCUGUCCCUCAGCUCUUCAGCUUA
Molecule: messenger RNA, 4731 nt
Organism: Dipodomys ordii (Ord's kangaroo rat)
Lineage: Eukaryota; Metazoa; Chordata; Mammalia; Rodentia; Heteromyidae
Gene: Wdr3
Product: WD repeat domain 3
Exons: 27
Coding region: 120-2978 (952 amino acids)
Biological process (GO): maturation of SSU-rRNA
Cellular component (GO): small-subunit processome; Pwp2p-containing subcomplex of 90S preribosome
Molecular function (GO): protein binding; snoRNA binding
Source: RefSeq, a predicted model, not a curated record